AUGAGGUCACCCAUUCUACGCACCGUAUCCAUAUCUUCAGCGACUUCCACCUUCGCGCCACGACUCCCCCGGGCCUGCAUUGUUGCCAAAUGGCUCCAAUCGCGUGGCUAUCAGGAUGGACCAUCUCCAUACGCGAGAGGGCACAACAUCCCGCUUCGCAAGCACUUGAAAGAGCAAGCCAAGGCAGAGAAGGCGGGAUCAAAGCGCAAGAAGGCUGAAGAGAAGGCCGCUGCAAAGCACCCGCCCAGAGCGGCAGCAGAAACAGAGCGAUGGGAGCUCACAGUAGGCAUCGAAAUCCACGCCGAGCUCAACACCGCAUGUAAACUGUUCUCUUCCGCUCCAGCAGCGGCAGCAGACAGCCAUGCCCUUCCCAACACCAACGUCGCGCCCUUCGACGCCGCAUUACCCGGAACCCAACCGCAGUUCCAGGUCGCGACUCUCCUCCCCGCCCUGAGAGCCGCAAUAGCACUGGACUGCGACGUCCAACGAACAAGCGGCUGGGAUCGCAAACACUACUUCCACUGGGACCAGCCGAACGGAUACCAAAUCACGCAGUACUACCAGCCCUUUGCCAAGGACGGCCGGUUGCGCCUACGAGCUGAAGAUGGAGUGCCCAAAGAGGACCUCAACGGGGCAGAGGAAAUCGAGAUUGGCAUCAAGCAGAUACAGAUGGAGCAGGAUACGGCGAAAACUACGAACCACCCGCCUUCGACGUAUCACGUGGAUUUGAACAGGGCUGGACAUCCUUUGAUUGAGAUUAUUACGCUGCCGCAAAUCCAUUCACCGCAGGCUGCCGCUGCGGUCGUGAGAAAGAUACAGGGGGUGUUGAAGAGCGUGGAUGCUUGCGUGACCGGUAUGGAGCUUGGAGGUCUGCGCGCGGAUGUCAAUGUGUCGGUGCAGAAGCAAGGCGCGACCGGUUCUUCACAGUAUAGUGGAGUGACGGGAUUAGGGCAGCGCACGGAGAUCAAGAAUUUGUCGUCGUUCGUGGCGAUUGAGAAUGCUAUUGUUGCUGAGCGGGACAGGCAGAUCUCGGUACUGAAGGCGGGAGGAGUGAUCGAAGGUGAGACGAGAGGAUGGACGCUUGGUGCCACGGAAACUACCCGAUUGAGAGGCAAGGAGGGAGAGGUGGAUUACCGGUACAUGCCUGAUGCCGAUCUUCCGCCAUUGCGCAUUGGCAGCGACCUGGUGGCUCAUUUGAAGGAGACGUUGCCGGAGCUACCAGACCAGACGGUGGAAAGAGUGCAGAAGGUAUAUGGCUUAAGCGCAAAAGACGCCAAAACUAUCGCCAGUCUCGACGACGGCGACCGACUGGAGUAUCUCGAAGAGACCGUCCAAUUGCUGUCCGCUCGAGUAGGUCCAGGCUCCGACUUUCGCGCCACAAAACUUGGAAAAACUGUCGGCAACUGGAUCCUCCACGAGCUCGGUGGCCUAAUCACCACCUCCGAGUCAACCUGGCAGGACUGUCGCGUUUCCGAAACGGAACUUGCGGACCUCAUUGCCAACGUGCUACAACGACACAUCACCUCCCGGACCGCUAAACAACUUCUCGCUACUCUCCACAAUCACCCUCCCGACUCCGACCGCCCGAGCGUUGAGCAGUUGGUCGAAGAUGGUAAUCUUCGCCUCCGACCACUUUCUGAGGAAGGCUAUGUGCAACUCGCGGAAGAAAUCAUAGCAGAGAAUCAGGAUCUGGUCAAGGCGGGUAAGGGGGGUUGGAAGAAAAGCAAGACGAUGUGGUUUGUAGGGCAGAUGAUGCGCAGGGGGGAGGAGGGGACGGUGGAGCCGGAAAAGGCAAGGGAGGUUGUUGAGAGUGUAUUGGGGGUUGGGGAGGAGGAUGGCAAAGAGAAAUGA
Messenger RNA from Saxophila tyrrhenica, 1851 nucleotides. RefSeq lists its product as uncharacterized. Gene Ontology annotation, biological process: glutaminyl-tRNAGln biosynthesis via transamidation; mitochondrial translation. The record is from RefSeq and is a predicted model, not a curated record. The coding region runs from base 1 to 1851 and encodes 616 amino acids. Lineage: Eukaryota; Fungi; Ascomycota; Dothideomycetes; Mycosphaerellales; Extremaceae. Gene Ontology annotation, cellular component: glutamyl-tRNA(Gln) amidotransferase complex; mitochondrion. The transcript has a single exon. Gene Ontology annotation, molecular function: glutaminyl-tRNA synthase (glutamine-hydrolyzing) activity.